CAGCGCGUCCCGGGUCAAGCGGAAGCGGCUUUCUAGCCUGCGCUUUAUAGGCCUCUCUUGUGCUUCCUGUUUCCUCUUUCACCAGGGACCCGCCAAGAUGGGGCGCGUUCGCACCAAGACCGUGAAGAAGGCGGCCCGGGUCAUCAUCGAGAAGUACUACACGCGCCUGGGCAACGACUUCCACACCAACAAGCGCGUGUGCGAGGAGAUCGCCAUUAUCCCCAGUAAGAAGCUCCGGAACAAGAUAGCGGGGUACGUCACACAUCUGAUGAAGCGGAUUCAGCGAGGACCCGUGAGAGGCAUCUCCAUCAAACUGCAGGAAGAGGAGAGAGAGCGGAGAGAUAACUAUGUCCCUGAGGUCUCAGCCCUGGAUCAGGAGAUCAUUGAAGUUGAUCCUGACACAAAGGAAAUGCUGAAGCUCUUGGACUUUGGCAGCCUGUCCAACCUGCAGGUCACUCAGCCUACAGUUGGGAUGAAUUUCAAAACACCACGUGGAGCCGUUUGAAUCCUUCUGCUAUGCUGUAUAAUAUCAAUAAACCAUCAACAACC
This is a messenger RNA of Molossus molossus (Pallas's mastiff bat), 549 nucleotides long. RefSeq names its product ribosomal protein S17 (gene RPS17). The transcript has 5 exons. Gene Ontology annotation, biological process: translation. The record is from RefSeq and is a predicted model, not a curated record. Gene Ontology annotation, cellular component: ribosome. Gene Ontology annotation, molecular function: structural constituent of ribosome. Lineage: Eukaryota; Metazoa; Chordata; Mammalia; Chiroptera; Molossidae. Bases 98 to 505 code for a protein of 135 amino acids.